This is a messenger RNA of Enhydra lutris kenyoni (northern sea otter), 2709 nucleotides long. Its product is annotated as fizzy and cell division cycle 20 related 1. Gene Ontology annotation, cellular component: anaphase-promoting complex. Gene Ontology annotation, molecular function: ubiquitin ligase activator activity; protein binding; anaphase-promoting complex binding. The transcript has 14 exons. The coding region runs from base 193 to 1683 and encodes 496 amino acids. Gene Ontology annotation, biological process: positive regulation of ubiquitin protein ligase activity; anaphase-promoting complex-dependent catabolic process; positive regulation of anaphase-promoting complex-dependent catabolic process. NCBI's taxonomy places the organism in Eukaryota, Metazoa, Chordata, Mammalia, Carnivora, Mustelidae. The record is from RefSeq and is a predicted model, not a curated record.
UUAAGGAGCGCGGAGCCCGGGGUCCCGUCCGCGGCGGCCGCGGCCGGACCAGUGGAGCUGCGGGCGGCUGAGGCCGGUGCGGCGCGGCGCCGGGAGAGGCGGGGUCGGCGCAGCCAGCGGGCGACCGGAGCGAGCCAGGCUGACCUUGGCCAGCUGACCUCGGCCGGCGGGCUGGGCCUGCCCUGUGUCGCCAUGGACCAGGACUACGAGCGGCGUCUCCUCCGGCAGAUCGUCGUUCAGAAUGAGAACACCAUGCCCUGCGUCGCGGAGAUGCGGCGAACCCUGACGCCAGCCAACUCUCCCGUGUCCUCUCCCAGCAAGCACGGGGACCGCUUCAUCCCCUCCAGGGCCGGUGCCAACUGGAGCGUGAAUUUCCACAGGAUCAAUGAGAACGAGAAGUCCCCCAGCCAAAACCGGAAAGCCAAGGAUGCCACCUCAGACAACGGCAAAGACGGCCUGGCCUACUCUGCCUUGCUGAAGAACGAGCUGCUGGGAGCCGGCAUCGAGAAGGUGCAGGACCCGCAGACGGAGGACCGCAGGCUACAGCCUUCCACGCCCGAGAAGAAGGGCCUGUUUACGUAUUCCCUCAGCACCAAGCGCGCCAGCCCUGACGAUGGCAAUGACGUGUCUCCCUACUCCUUGUCCCCAGUCAGCAACAAGAGUCAGAAGCUGCUGCGGUCGCCACGGAAACCCACCCGCAAGAUCUCCAAGAUCCCCUUCAAGGUCCUGGACGCCCCAGAGCUGCAGGACGACUUCUACCUGAACCUGGUGGACUGGUCGUCCCUCAACGUGCUCAGCGUGGGGCUGGGCACCUGCGUGUACCUGUGGAGCGCCUGCACCAGCCAGGUGACCCGGCUCUGUGACCUCUCGGUGGAAGGGGACUCGGUGACGUCUGUGGGCUGGUCUGAACGGGGGAACCUGGUGGCCGUCGGCACGCACAAGGGCUUUGUGCAGAUCUGGGACGCGGCUGCGGGGAAGAAACUGUCCAUGCUGGAGGGCCACACGGCCCGCGUUGGGGCGCUGGCCUGGAACGCCGACCAGCUGUCGUCCGGGAGCCGGGACCGCAUGAUCCUGCAGAGGGACAUCCGGACGCCGCCCCUGCAGGCCGAGCGGCGGCUGCAGGGCCACCGGCAGGAGGUGUGUGGACUCAAGUGGUCCACGGACCACCAGCUCCUCGCCUCAGGGGGCAACGACAACAAGCUGCUGGUCUGGAACCACUCAAGCCUGAGCCCCGUGCAGCAGUACACGGAGCACCUUGCGGCCGUGAAGGCCAUCGCCUGGUCCCCGCACCAGCACGGGCUGCUGGCGUCCGGCGGCGGCACGGCCGACCGCUGCAUCCGCUUCUGGAACACGCUCACAGGGCAGCCGCUGCAGUGCAUCGACACGGGCUCGCAGGUGUGCAACCUGGCCUGGUCCAAGCACGCCAAUGAGCUGGUGAGCACGCACGGCUACUCGCAGAACCAGAUCCUGGUCUGGAAGUACCCGUCCCUGACGCAGGUGGCGAAGCUGACCGGGCACUCCUACAGGGUCCUGUACCUGGCCAUGUCCCCUGACGGAGAGGCCAUAGUCACCGGUGCUGGGGACGAAACCCUGCGGUUCUGGAAUGUCUUUAGCAAAACCCGUUCGACAAAGGUAAAGUGGGAGUCCGUGUCAGUCCUCAACCUCUUCACCAGGAUCCGGUAGAGUCUCGGGCCUCGCCGUCCGGAUCGGCAGAGUCCCACCUCUCAUCAGCGUGCAUGGACCCUCCCCUCCCCAGCACACAGUCCCCAGAGGACGCAGCCGGGGCGGGCGGGGAGUCGGGCCUGGAGGACCCCGAAGAUUCUCAUUAAAGCCUGAUUGCGAACCCUGGCAGCCGGUGUUUGGGGCGGGGACGUGGCCGGGCCCCAGCAAGAGAGGGGGCCCCGGCGGGGACCAUCUGUUGGGCUGCUCUGCUGGGAGCACGAUGGACGCCUCCUGGGACCCAGCCUGCUUCCGUCUCCGUCUGCCGCGGCAUCACCGGGGCCGCGUGCUCCUCCCAGAAGUGCGUGCUCGCCGCUGCCAUCGCCACUCACACCUGCGGGACAGACGGCGGGACGCCAGGCCGGUCAGCUGGGGCUGGGCGGACGGCUGGGGUCGGCCCACGGAGCAGAGGGACAGACGUCUGACGGGUUUCUCCGCGGCCAGCACGGCUGCCCUUGCCCCGGCGUCUGUGCCGCUGACUUUCUCGGGGACACGGCGCCACGUCCGGAGCGGGCCCCGGGCAGUGUCCGGGCCGAAGGCGGUCAUCGGGAGCUGGACUUGUUGUCUGAGGAGAACGAGUCAGGUCCGCUCGCUGCGUUGUGCGUACCCUGAUCCCGCACUGUCCUUGUUGCUGACGGGGGUCACGGCCCUGUUUCAUCCCCAAGCCGGACUCGGGUGCUUGCGGCCUGCUGGGCAGCCGGUCAGGGUGACCCAAGGGCAGACUCGACCCCAGAGGCCGUGUCCUCUGGGCAUCUGGCUCCUGCUCCCCAGCCCAUUCCCCUUCCCCCAGGCCACCCCAUCGGGUCCUGUCCAUCUAUGCCAUUGGCUGUGCGGCAGCCGGGGAAGAGGCACCCAUAGGUCCUUCCAGAAACUUCCUGUGCUUCCCCCAGCCCACCCUAUGGUUCUCUGCUGUGUCCAGCUGCAUAUGGGCCCAUCCCUUCCUGCCUCCUCUCCAGACCAGGAGACGGGGAAGGAGGAAGGGAGGGCCUG